CAGCCACUGUGAUGGCUGUGGUGUAUUGACCGUCGGACAGCUGAUAAUAGAGAGUGCUAUUCAGAUUACCACCCUCAUCUGUCAAAUCAAGAGUCGAGGCUCCCAAAUUGUCUUGGAGUAUCUCUCGGAAGAGUACCUAUUUUUCAAGACGGGCUCAAGAUUGGUAAUCUUCAGCCAUGACUAUCUACAAUCUCUAUAUUUUUGAUCGGAAUGGUCAGCUACUGAAUUACACAGAGUGGACUCGUCGGAAACUUUCAGGCAUGACAAGAGAUGAGGAAGCUAAGCUGUUGUAUGGAAUGAUUUUUUCCCUCAAAUCAUUUGUGAGCAAGGUAUCUCCUGUGGAUCUGAAGGAAGGCUUCCUGACAUAUAAAACAAAUAAAUAUUGCCUUAACUUGUAUGAAACUCCAUCCAGAAUCAAGUUCAUCCUGAAUACUGACAUUUAUGCUCAAGGAAUUAGAGAACUACUCCAUCAAAUUUACACACAAGUUUAUGUUGAAAACGUGGUUUACAAUCCUCUAUGUCAGCUUGAUAAACCUAUUGAGAGUGAACUUUUUGCAGCAAAAUUAGAUGAAGUUGUUAAACAGAGUUCUGCAUUUGCUUCAAGACCACCUUAGUGAUGGAGUUU
Molecule: messenger RNA, 625 nt
Organism: Macrobrachium nipponense
Lineage: Eukaryota; Metazoa; Arthropoda; Malacostraca; Decapoda; Palaemonidae
Gene: Bet5
Product: trafficking protein particle complex subunit 1-like
Exons: 5
Coding region: 177-614 (145 amino acids)
Biological process (GO): endoplasmic reticulum to Golgi vesicle-mediated transport
Cellular component (GO): TRAPP complex
Source: RefSeq, a predicted model, not a curated record